CAGACUCUCUGGUGUCAACCACUCUAAGUCUGCAGACCAGCAGGAGAGAAGCUGGCAGGGUCGGCCGUCAUUGGUUUUGGACUAUGGUUUCGGUUUGGAGGCACCAUGAAGGACUUCUCAUCAGAGGACAAGUCCCCGGAGUAUUUCUACAUGGGACUGUAUGUACUGGUUGGAGCAGGGGCCCUGAUGAUGGCUGUGGGCUUCUUCGGAUGCUGCGGAGCCAUGCGGGAGUCGCAGUGUGUGCUCGGAUCUUUCUUCACCUGCCUACUGGUGAUCUUUGCUGCUGAAGUAACCACUGGAGUAUUUGCUUUUAUAGGCAAGGGUGUAGCUAUACGGCAUGUUCAGACCAUGUAUGAAGAGGCUUAUAAUGAUUACCUGAAAGACAGGGGAAAGGGAAAUGGGACCCUCAUUACCUUCCACUCAACAUUUCAGUGCUGUGGAAAAGAAAGCUCUGAACAGGUCCAACCCACAUGCCCAAAGGAACUUCUAGGGCACAAGAAUUGCAUUGAUGAAAUUGAGGCCAUAAUCAGCGUUAAACUCCAGCUCAUCGGAAUCGUCGGCAUUGGAAUCGCAGGUCUCACGAUCUUUGGCAUGAUAUUCAGCAUGGUCCUUUGCUGUGCAAUCCGAAACUCAAGAGAUGUGAUAUGAAGCUACUUCGACAUGAAAACUGCAAUCGAGAGCUUUCAUACAGCUGUCACAGGACCUGGCUCCUGGCUCAUUUUUAAUACUCAAAGGACAUUAGGAUCUUAAAAUAAUUUGCUGUCAAUUGUACAUUUGCACAUGUAUGUAUGUUUGGCUCAUUCCUCGUUUACCCCUUGAGUGAAUGCUCUGUGUGUUGACUGACAGCAUAUUCAUGUGUGAUCUGUGUGUUUCUGGUAUACGCAUUAUACAGAAUGAAAUCUGUUGGCUGAAAAUUCCUGGUUCUUGUUAUGUUAGAGGAACAAUCUAUUUAACUCUCAGAAAAAAAAGAUCAUAAAACUUUGAUACACUUUAAAAAACUUGGCUAUUCAGAAGAAGUGAUAAUGGGUCAUUCUCUCAGAUUCUAGCCAUAGAAAGUUAGAUACAGAGAAUUCAGGGAUUUCUAGUUAACAGAAGCAGUAAGUUAUGGGAAUUGAGAGAUCGUGGCGGGGUGCUAAAAUUGACUGCCUCUGAGUUGGGUGUCAGGGUUUCCUGGGAUUUUUUUUAUAUACAUACUCUCCCCAGAACACAGUAAGCCACAGUUUUAGAACUAAACACAUCUGUAAAACUAAAUAUAGCAUGGAAAAUCUUAUUUGAAUAACUCAUACUUUCCUAGUAUUUAAAAACAAAAAACUCCCUCUGGAAAGAGUGGUCACACAGACAAUCAUGUGCCCUAUAAAAGUGAGUGUUUUUAGGACUUCAAAAGAAAAAAACCUUUUAAGAACUUUUUGAAGACAUUUUUUUUCUUAUGUAAGUACAUUUAAACAUUGCUUUAUUACUUACUUUCCUUUUCUGACUCUGUUCUGAACUACAGCAACCCUCACACAAACAAAAGGGCUUUUAUCUCAAAUUUUUCCGUGUUUCUCCAAAUGUAAAGAUAGAAAGACUAAAGCCAGAGAUCUGGCAGUUGCAAUUAGUGGGAAAGAGAAUUUUCAUGGGCACUGUAUCCUUGAAAUACCUCAUAACUUGAGUUUACAUAUUUUCCUAAUUUUUUCUAUUUUUCUUACUCACCUAGAGAAUUCUUCAUAGAUUAUGAACUAUAGAUUCCACCACUUAGGAAAACAAAACCCUUCCUAAUUCAAAUAUUAUAAGCAUCCUUGGCCAAACCAAAAUAGAGAAAGAAAAGCAUCU
This is a messenger RNA of Puma concolor (puma), 1809 nucleotides long. NCBI's taxonomy places the organism in Eukaryota, Metazoa, Chordata, Mammalia, Carnivora, Felidae. The record is from RefSeq and is a predicted model, not a curated record.